AAUAGAAGAGCGAGUUGACCUUUCAUAAAAACAUACAGAAGUGAAAAGUAGAGAGGGAACCCAGGCACAUUUCUGAAGUCCUAACAUUGAUUGAUUAAGAGUUCUUUGAGUCCUUUGUUGUAUUUCAGAUAACAAGUUUAAACAACGUUGUGUUUGGGUUUAAAUGAUAAACUGGCUGAUAAACUUAUUUGAUUUAAUUUAAAUAUUCGGCCACCAAUCUGAAUCUGAAACAAAAAAUGAGAUUAGUCCUAACCCCCAGUACGAAAAUUGUACUAGGCUGGUAAAUAAUUUACCUUACUUUGUAAUUUGUUUUUCGAAGUGGCUAUUCGGACCCGGGUAUCAGAAGUGAGAGGUUGGGAUUAAAAAAUGUUAUUUUUGGGUUUGUAAGACUAAUUUCGGUAUCAACAAAUGAACGAUAAUUGAAUGGACUAAAUCAUAAUAUUAAUAUGUUUGUAAACUUACUUCUGCAGUUUAGGCCCUAACUAAAAUAAACUACCACAAAUCAAAAUGACAUCUGAAUAGCAUUUAGUCUAAAGGGACCUGGGUCGGAAUAGGGCUUGUCAUUUAAUGGCGGAAAUCUAUUAACGGAACUGAUGUCAUCAUUACUCAUCAUCCGGGUACACAUCGCUGACAAAAUGUCAGCACUGUUCAGUAUUACUAUGUUAGGGGAUUGUCCCUGAAACUUUUUUACAACUCUAUUUUACGAAAUAUUUUACACAUUUUUUUUGUGCUUUUUUUUCCGAAAUAAGAACUCAUUGCGCGAACGGCAUAUGUAACAGUGACUCUAGAUACAAGGAUCGUCCGAACGAUAUGCUGCAACACACUAUAAGCUGCCAAGUUUUAAGCUAUAUUUGUCAGCCGACCUUCUAAAAAUAGUACGCUAUGACGUUUUCCGGUCUGAGAAAUGACAAAGCCUAUAGUGGUUAUGCGUUAGUGGUAUUAAAUUUAAAUACAGUUUAUUUAAUUAUUAAUAGAAAAAAAAACACACACACACUACAGUUCUUGAUAAGAAUUACACACCAGUUUUCUAAUUAUGGUUUAUUACUCAAAGUAGUUACUACCUCAUUUUAAGGAUUCCCACAAUAGUCAAUAGCUAAACUAUAUUACAUGGAUCCUAGUCGAACCUCACUCAGAUUCUGUGUUUAGGUUGCCUACUGAUCCUAAACUUUGGGCUGAAGUUAAUUUUGACAGAGUACAGACCAAUAGGCAUAGGAUUUAAGCUUCCAUCCAACCUUGAAAAAUAUUGCAUUGCUAUUUUUUAACUAAUGUUGUGUGCAAAAUGUUUUUUCUAAAUCCAGUGAAAAACCGCAUAAAAUCUUGCAAUGGCCAUAAAACUUUUUAAAAAAUACAAAGUACGGGUAAACUGUUUGCGUGUUUGGUGUAUGUACCGAUGAUAAACAAUUGACAAAGAAAACCCUUGUUAUAGUGAUUGGAUAACUAUCAAAUACCAGUAGUAUAGGGUGACCAAAUCAUGAACUGGAAAUAACGGGACACACCCAAGGAGGGUUUGGGGGAUACCCUCCAGCUAAAGUAGGGUCCGGGGGCCUCCGCCGGCAACUGUUUAUUGAAAUAUGUUCAGUUGAACUAUUUUGAGAUGUAGAAAUCUUUUUAAUUCACCUUCACUUUUGUAAUUUAAUUUAAACUCUGAGGCAUAUCAUAAACGAAAACAAUAAUUUUGCAGUGAAUACUUAUUUUUUAUACAUAUAAGAUCUAUGGCAGGGACACUGUCGUUUAUGCAGCGUCGGCAGAGUGGUGGAAGGGGAACAGUGCAGUCAUCACGCGACCCCACAUUUGGCACUGGCUACACAGCUAUCCAAAAUAUUACUUGAAGUUAUAUUAUAAAUUAGGAAGUUUUAGUGAUUUGAAAAUGUGUUUGGUUUUAGAAACGGGACAUUUAGGUGUCCCAAGAGACUUUUUCGGGACACAGGGUACGAUCGUGAAAAAAUGAGACAAUCCAGUUUUUACGGGACGUUUGGUCACCCUAUUAGCUAUUAUUCAUCAAGGAACUUAAGCAAUUUAGCAGAAAUCUCAGGUUCUAUUUACAUGCUAGACAAGGUGACAGUGUUAACUUGUUUAUAUAUUCGAUGAAGAAUGAACCUGUUUUGGCUUAAUUUAUGCUGACCCAUUUUGAGUAUUCUUUUGUUUCCCCCACUGAAUGUCUUAAUCAAAAUAAAGUUGGAUAUUUGUUUCUCAAUCAAUCACAGUAUUUGUUUUGUUUUCAGGACAGCUAUAAUCUCCAUUGGCCUCUUUGGAUUUACGGUUGCCAGAGAUUCUGUGAUUCAGAAUAGAAAAGCUCUAAUGGACAUGAAAAAGAGGAUAAGAGAACAGGCACGUGUAGAGGGUGAAGCAGAAUUGGAGAGAAAAUUCUUAGAAAGACUUGAAAGAGAAAGAAAGAAUGAUAUCACAGCUUCCUGAUGAUGAAAAUGCUAUGUAUUUAGAAUGUAAAUUGUUGAAUUGAAAUAUAUUAUUGUUAUUUGAGUGUAUAAUACCGGUACAAUUGAGUGUAAUACAUUUGAGUGUAUGUAAUGUAUGGAUAUAGUUCAUUGAUUAAUGAGAAUGAAAGUGGUUGAAUGUAUCUUUAUAUUAUUUGACAAUACAAUUUUAAAGCAUUAAAAAGUCUGUUUUUUCAUUAUGUCUGACAUUAUUUCUAUAAUUGGUAAUUCUUUAAAAUAAUAAAAAAAUGAACAUCUUAAGGAUAUUAAUUUUAUUUUGAGAUAAACAAGAUCCUAUUAUAAUCUUUACAAUUUUAACUGUCUAUGUUAAAAAUGAACUAGCGCUACCCACUGCAUUAUUAGCAUGUCAAAUUCAAUAAACACAAUAAUUAAAGAAA
This is a messenger RNA of Lymnaea stagnalis (great pond snail), 2830 nucleotides long. The record is from the annotation of a GenBank genome assembly. Lineage: Eukaryota; Metazoa; Mollusca; Gastropoda; Lymnaeidae.